GAUCUGCAUAUAAAACAGUCUCAGAUGCAAGUAUUAUGUCUUGUCGGAAACAAUGGCAGAAGGACUGAGAAAAGCAAAAAAGCUAAAUUUCACGGAGGUUGAAGUGGAGACACUUGUGGGAUCGGUAGCAGCUGCAGUCCCCACCCUCCGCGACAUGGAGAGGCUUCUCAUUCCCGGCUUCUUCAAGACCGAGAACCAGACUGAGAUGAACUCUGACAUCAUCACCGCCUUCCUACCCAAAACCAAGCACUCCAACUUCUCCCAACCUAUCAACUUCACCAUCCAGCACAAGAAGAAAUCAGAGGCUGGCUUGGUGACCUGUGUGUACUGGGAAGGGAAAGACCAGACGGCCGUGAAGGUGGAUGCCACCACGGGCGAGGAGGCAGAGGCCAGCCGCUGGUCGGUAAAUGGCUGUUGGGUGGCGUACUCCGAUGAGAACUACACCAUUUGCAGCUGUUCCCACCUCUCCACCUUCGCUCUCAUCCUGCAGAUCGGAGAGCCUCCUCCAGAGGACCCCUUCCUGGAGUGGCUGAACAGAGUGUGUGUGACCAUCGGCCUGUUCUUCUUUGCGCUGGCCAUCGUGACCUUCCUCCUGUGCAGCUGGAAUGCUAAGAUCAACAACACGGCCCGUCUGCACCUCUGCAUCAGCCUCGCCUCCUCCCACUUCCUGAUGCUCUGGAUGGACCGAUACGUUGACAAUAAGGUGGCUUGUAAAGUCAUGGCCGGCGUGCUCCACUUCCUGAUUCUGGCCAGUUUCUCCUGGAUGCUCCUGGAGGCCCUGCAGCUCUUCCUGCUGGUCCGGAGACUUUCCAAGGUCCAGGUCAUCCAGAGGGACGGCCUCUCCACACCAGUGCUGUACCUGAUUGGCUAUGGCGCACCGUUUGUGAUUCUGGGCGUGUCUGCCGCGGUGUUCUCUGAUGGAUAUGGUGCCACAGACUCACAGGUGUGCUGGCUAUCCACAGAACGCAGUUUCAACUGGGCUCUGACAGGGCCUGUGGUCGCUCUCCUUGGUAUGAACUUGGUGCUGUUCUGUGCCACCCUGGUGUGCCUGAGGCCCACCCUGGCCAGCAUGAAGAGUGACGUGUCGCAGUCCAAGGACACCAGGUUGAUCGUGUUCAAGAUACUGGCCCAGUCUGUCAUCCUGGGCUGCACUUGGGUCCUGGGUCUGUACCAGGCCAACCUCUUCUUCCAGGUGCUCUUCAUCCUGCUCAACUCCCAGCAGGGCACCUUCUUCUUCAUUGUGCACUGUCUGCUCAACAAGGAGGUGAGGGGAGAAUACAUCAAAUGGCUGUCCUGCUCAUUCGGGAAAUCUGGAAACGCUGGAACAGCGAAAGACUUUCAUUCCGGUUCAAGCAACAUGGAUGCCACUGAGGAGCAAGAAAAUAAGUGAUGGUGAAAAGAGGAGAAUAAAAAAAGGAAAGCAAUGGAUGUAAAAUUAUGACUUAGAUGAAUGUAUUAAUAACACAUGUAAACACUAAGAAUUACUGUUCCAUGUAUCAUGUGUAGGUCCCUUUUUCGUGGCAAGGGCUUUAUUUGUUUUGUUAUACCCAACCUUUUGGCUAGUAAAUAAGUAAGUAAAAAAAGUGUAAAAUCUCCUUACUUCUGAGUUGGAUAUUGUGAUGUACAAAUACUAUACCUAAGAUCUUACAACUACAUAGCAAUUAAGGGAUAACCCAAAGAUUAUUCAAAUCAAGGUGUUGUUCCCAAGUCCUUCGUCCCAAAUCGACCACAGAGCCAAGAUGCAUCGUUUGAUCCUUCAUUCUCUUGCAAAAUACCCAG
Messenger RNA from Gadus chalcogrammus (walleye pollock), 1779 nucleotides. Its product is annotated as adhesion G protein-coupled receptor E1-like. The record is from RefSeq and is a predicted model, not a curated record. The transcript is spliced from 10 exons. Gene Ontology annotation, cellular component: membrane. Gene Ontology annotation, biological process: cell surface receptor signaling pathway; adenylate cyclase-activating G protein-coupled receptor signaling pathway. Lineage: Eukaryota; Metazoa; Chordata; Actinopteri; Gadiformes; Gadidae. The coding region runs from base 53 to 1390 and encodes 445 amino acids. Gene Ontology annotation, molecular function: G protein-coupled receptor activity.